Molecule: messenger RNA, 1639 nt
Organism: Aphanomyces invadans
Lineage: Eukaryota; Oomycota; Saprolegniomycetes; Saprolegniales; Verrucalvaceae
Product: CK1/CK1/CK1-D protein kinase
Exons: 4
Coding region: 160-1518 (452 amino acids)
Biological process (GO): endocytosis; peptidyl-serine phosphorylation; signal transduction
Cellular component (GO): cytoplasm; nucleus
Molecular function (GO): protein serine/threonine kinase activity; ATP binding
Source: RefSeq, a predicted model, not a curated record
UUUCUCUUUCCCCAGGGCGACUGACAAGCUCAUUCUGCCGUCCUUGUGGCUCUGUGGAACAAGCGCCACCUUCCCGCCGACCAACUGACCUUAUCUCUCACGCAAGGACUCCCCUUCGUCACCCUCUUCAUUCUACGCCCCUCAGGUUGAAUCAUUUUCAUGUCCACGCAACGAGAAAGCUCCUUGGAACUGCGUGUCGGCAAGAAAUUCCGCCUCGGCCGCAAAAUCGGCAGCGGGUCGUUCGGGGAUAUUUACCUCGGGACGAACAUGACUUCGGGAGAAGAAGUCGCCAUCAAGUUGGAGUCGGUGAAGAGCAAGCAUCCCCAGCUCUUGUAUGAAUCCAAGAUCUACAAGAUUCUCAAUGGCGGAUUGGGCAUUCCCAACAUCCGCUGGUUUGGCGUUGAAGGCGAGUACAAUGUCAUGGUGAUCGACCUCCUCGGUCCGUCGUUGGAAAACCUAUUUGACUAUUGCGGUCGCCGCUUCCAACUUAAGACGGUGCUUAUGAUUGCCGACCAACUCAUCAGUCGCUUGGAGUACUGCCACUCGAAGAAUUUUAUCCAUCGCGACGUGAAGCCCGAUAACUUUCUUAUCGGGCUUGGCAAACGCGCGCAGAUAUGCCACGUGAUUGACUUUGGGCUUGCCAAGAAGUACCGUGACCCAAAGACUCACCAGCACAUUCCAUACCGAGAGAACAAAAACUUGACGGGGACUGCGCGUUACGUGUCGAUCAAUACCCACAUUGGCAUUGAGCAGAGUCGUCGCGAUGAUUUGGAAUCGCUCGGUUACGUGUUCAUGUACUUUAUCCGCGGUAGCUUGCCGUGGCAAGGGCUCAAGGCGAACACGAAGAAGCAAAAGUACGAGCGAAUCAUGGAGAAGAAGAUGAACACCCCGAUCGAAGUGCUGUGCAAGGGGUAUCCCGCCGAAUUCCGUGCCUACUUUGAGUACACGCGCGCGUUGCGUUUCGACGACAAGCCCGACUACGCUUACCUCAAGCGCCUCUUCAAGGAAUUGUUCUUUCGCAAGGGCUUCCAGUUUGACGCGAUGUUUGACUGGACGGUGUUGAACUUGCAAAACGGACGAAGGGACGGAAGUGGUAGCACCAGUGGCGCCCCUGCCGCCCAAGCAGCCCCUGCGGCAUUGACUCCUGUUGCAGCCCAAAUGGGCGCCCCUGACCAAGGUCCCAGCGGCUAUGAUAGCCGAGGCCAACCAGUUGGCGGCAACGGGUUCAUGGGUGGUGCGGCGGCUGGCAUCGACCCCCGCGUGCGUGUGGACCCUCGCCUUCAAGACCCCCGCGCCGCGGUCGCGUCGUCUGGUCGGCUCUACAGUCGUGAAGACUCAAAGGAAGGCGAGUACCAAGAAAUGCAACGAAUGCAAGACCUGCGCAUGCAACCCAGCAGCGCCCCGUCUGGGUACGGGAACCCCGGCGUCCGCGACGACAGACUAUACGUGGCGCCUCGAAUGGCACCAGCGGGCGUGGACAUGGGCGAGUCCAAGAUGAGCCAGCGCCAGAGAUAUUAGUUCAUUUAGCCCCUCCAACACGAAAGCAAUGCACUCCUUUCAACGAUUAUGGCGACCCGUUUGCAUCGUAGUGCGACCGAAUGAGGCUCGCUGAUUGGUAAAAAUACACGUCUUGCUGCCA